Saccostrea cuccullata (small rock oyster) is the source of this 539-nucleotide messenger RNA. RefSeq lists its product as uncharacterized. Lineage: Eukaryota; Metazoa; Mollusca; Bivalvia; Ostreida; Ostreidae. The transcript has 3 exons. Bases 27 to 362 code for a protein of 111 amino acids. Gene Ontology annotation, molecular function: protein binding. The record is from RefSeq and is a predicted model, not a curated record.
UACAGGGGAAAUCUGUUUGAGAAGUAAUGUACACAUACCAGUUUUUGAAGCUGUUUCUUGUAAGUUUCCAGCUGCUAGGGGCGAAUGCAGAAUCAGGCACAAAAGAUUUCCUACAGAAAUUCAAUACUUAUAAUGAAGUGUGUCGAGGAAUGGGUUUCAAGGGAAAUAACUGUAAGGGACGUGAGAGAGCAAUAAUCUCAUUUCAUGCCCGGAUUGCAAGUGAUCUGCAAAACCUCGGAAAUAAUGCCGUAGUUGUAUUUGGAAAAGUUACAGAAAAUUCUGGAUCUGCCUAUAAUGGUCAGACAGGGAAAUUCACGGCGCCUCAGGAUGGAAUCUAUUCAUUUACAUGGACCAUUCAGUAGCUGGGAAGAUGUUUCAUACAAAUAUUGUUUUGAAUAAUUAUAGUAAUGUCGUUGCGUACAACCAUGUCGACGGAAGGAGUGGAAGUCAGACUUUCUCUUCAGGAUCCGCCACAGCCAUUAUAAAAAUGAAGAAGAAUGACCAGGUCUGGAUAAAAACGUAAAGAAAGGAAGGGGAAU